Amborella trichopoda is the source of this 1483-nucleotide messenger RNA. RefSeq names its product Ribosomal protein L25/Gln-tRNA synthetase, anti-codon-binding domain-containing protein. Gene Ontology annotation, cellular component: ribosome; cytosolic large ribosomal subunit. Gene Ontology annotation, biological process: translation. The record is from RefSeq and is a predicted model, not a curated record. Gene Ontology annotation, molecular function: 5S rRNA binding; structural constituent of ribosome. Lineage: Eukaryota; Viridiplantae; Streptophyta; Magnoliopsida; Amborellales; Amborellaceae.
AAAAAAUUAAAUUUAAACUUAAUAUGAUGUAUAACAAAACAGAUAAAAUUAUAUACAUGUGUUUUUAAAAAAAUGACUUAAUUGUAAAACAUAAAAGACAUAAUACUAUUGUCUAAAUAUAUAAAAAAUAAAACAAACAGAAUUUGAUAUAUAAAUUUUCUAAAAAUAAAUAAGGCAUAAUUCACAAGUAUCUUUCUGGAAAAUUCUCUCUCUCGCUAAGGAGAAAAAGGUAUGAAAAAAAGGUUUGUAAAAGUAUGAAAAAAGGUCCCGAGUCUCUCUGUAGGAAGGGUUUGUAUGUCUUUCUCUCUCUAAGAAGAGCUCCUCAUUAAGCCGCGAAACCCUCCCUAAACCCCCCAGCACGGUCGAACUCCCAAACCAAAAGGCCCAGACGCACGCAGUCUCUCUCUCUCUCUCUCUGCAACUUUGUAGAGAGAGAAAGGAGAACCUUAAUCGAGACCAAAUGUGGGUUCACCGGCCAUUAAUCCGCAGAUUCAUUGGAGGUUUCAGGCCCUUCUCUCGGACUUCAUCAUCAGCUGUAGCGUUGCAGGAACCAGAUGAGCCUCUCUCUUACCUCGAGGGUUUACCAAGACCCGACCCCAAAUACGCAGAGACGAUAAUGGCGAUUCCCAGAGAGAAGUCGGGGAGGAUCACCUCUGCAAAAGAGAGGAAGGCAGGCAGAGUUCCGAGCAUUGUUUUCGAGCAAGAGAAUGGCCAAGAGGGGGGGAACAAAAGGAUCAUCUCUGUGCAGACCAAGCAGAUCAGGAAGCUUUCGGGCCAGAUGGGCGUCUCCUUCUUCUUGUCCACGCUCUUCGAUUUGGAGGUGAGGCCUAGCUUUGAUUCAGAGGAGGUGAUCGAGAAAGUUCGGGUUCUGCCUCGUAAGCUACAUCUGCAUUCAGGAACUGACGCUCCUAUGAACGUUACUUUUUUGAGAGCCCCUUCAUCAGCUAUACUUAAGGUAGAAGUUCCCCUCAUGUUUAGAGGAGAGGAUGCAAGCCCUGGAUUAAGGAAAGGGGGCUAUUUAAAUACCAUAAAGAGAGUGGUCAAGUUUCUCUGUCCAGCUGACAUAAUCCCUCCAUACAUAGAUGUGGAUUUGAGUGAGUUAGAUGUUGGGCAGAAGCUGUUGCUCAAAGACCUCAAAGUUCACCCUGCAUUGCAGCUUUAUCAACAAGACCCCGAAAACCCCGUGUGCAAAAUCAUGGGAUCUAGGGCUUCUCAAGAACAGAAGAAGAAGUGAGUGCUCCUCUAUUUUUCAGGAACAGUUCCGCCUCCUUUUUUGCUUUUUUCUUUUUUGAAGUUUUGUAUCUCUCAAAUAGUCUUUAAUUCUAGCUUCUCUGGCCUAGUAGCUGGCUAAAAAAAAAAAGUGUCAUUUUCUUGGAUAGUAGAUCUUUAACUAUUUAUUAGGGAUUUAUGUAUGUAUGUAAAAUAGGCUGCUGUUGGACUUCUUCUUAUCAAAGAAAGAAUCAUGAAACUGCUUAAUCCGACA